Oncorhynchus nerka (sockeye salmon) is the source of this 3138-nucleotide messenger RNA. It is a transcript of the gene tprg1l, whose product is annotated as tumor protein p63 regulated 1-like. The record is from RefSeq and is a predicted model, not a curated record. The coding region runs from base 174 to 1019 and encodes 281 amino acids. Gene Ontology annotation, cellular component: cytoplasm. NCBI's taxonomy places the organism in Eukaryota, Metazoa, Chordata, Actinopteri, Salmoniformes, Salmonidae. The transcript has 6 exons.
AAAUCUAAGGGGGGAAGUGAGGCAGGGGUACUUCCUUGUAAACACCAUCCUCUCCGAUCAUAUUAUUGUGCGCAAUGACCAAUUCAAAACAAUACACCGUUUGCUGAAUCUUUAUUUUCGAGAGGAUAGGUUGAAGUCUAUUUUGUGCUUUUUAUUACAACUCAGUUUGCACUAUGCUUCAGCUAAACGACACGGUUGAACCAAUGAGUCCGGGGGCUGCGGUCCUUCAUCCGGCAGAGGCAGAGGAUGGAGUCGAGGUUGCCUUCACACCGCCGGGGGCCAGAGGGAGCCUUGGGUAUAGUUCUUCUGUAGCAUGUUGCUCCCCUUUACAAACGUUGACGCCGUUUCAUGUCCACAACCCAACAAUGCAAGCGAAAGUGAAGGAUUAUUUCGUCUUUAGGCCAGGGACCAUUGAACGAGCAGUGAAUGACAUCAGAACAGUGGGCCUGCCUUCAGAGGAUGGAGAAGUGCUGAGUGUGUGGCUGCUUGCAGAAGUUGACCACUGGAACAACGAGAAGGAGAGACUGGUGCUCAUAACUGACAGGUCCCUGCUGGUUUGCAAGUAUGACUUCAUCAACCUGCUGUGUCAGCAGGUCAUCAGAAUCUCCCUUAAUGCCGUGGACACCAUCUCAGUGGGCGAGUUUGAGUUCCCGCCCAAAUCACUCAACAAGAGGGAGGGCUAUGGGAUUCGGGUUCAGUGGGACAAACGCCCACGCCCCUCCUUCGUGAACCGCUGGAAUCCCUGGUCCACAGACAUGCCCUAUGUCACCUUCACUGAGCACCCCAUGGCCCGUGCCGACGAGAAAGUGGCCUCUCUCUGCCAGAUGGACAUCUUCCGGACCCAGCUGGUUCAGGCAGUGAAGAAGGCCCACAAGGAGUUUGCCAUUCCGGGCAGGGCCAACGGAGUUCUGAUCCUAGAGAGGCCCCUCCUCAUCGAGACCUACCUGGGCAUCAUGUCCUUCAUCAACAAUGAGGCCAAGCUGGGCUACUCCAUGACCAGGGGAAAGAUUGGCUUCUAAAUGUUUCCCACUGAGUGACCCUCUUGUUCCACAGCAGUGGGAGCGCUGUCAAACUGUGUUUUAUGAGUGUGUGUCUGUCUGCUCGUGGAAUGCUGACAAUGUGGCUGUGUCAUACCCAACGCUUGAGUAUAACCGGCGGGCAGCCAUGGUGUGCAGCAAGCCUGAGUUCUCUCCACUCCUGCCACAGUGCUCUCAUGCAAAGUUGUUUUCCAUUUGCCAUAAUUAUUUAACCCGAGUGGAGAGACCUACAGUAUGUGAAUUUGGUGUGUUUGUGCGAUUAGGGAAUGUCGCUAAUUGUGGGUACAGUGCAUACUGUUUACCUUGCCAUUGUGAAAAUACUGUAAUACACACCUGAUGCUGCUAGGUGAACCUGACUUAGAGCCCUUGGAAGUUAAUAUUAUCGUGGGCCUUUUGUGCAGUACGAGGGCAUGGUUAGGUGCUUUAACUUUAGGUAUAAGAGUGGGCUUUAUCAGCGCUCGUUAUUACAGAAACUGAUGCAAUGAGCUUUGCCUGAUCAAGCGGUCUACCCAUUAUUUUCAACCUGAGACGCCUUGCCAGAUUGGCUCUAAAAUCCAUCAUAUUGGGACGUUGUAGUGGUAAGAUUUGAGAAUUAAUGCGGCUGCCGGUGCUACAAUCCGCUUUGUCAAAACUAUGACCACUUUAUUUUACUUUAAUUAUACAUUGUCUGGUGCAAGCCCAACUACAGAUAUCAAUUUAAGAAAAUUGUCACAAGGGGAUUAGGGCUACUCAUCUCCAUUUCUAGAAAACAGGUCCUAAAAGUCCUAAAAUAAAAAAAUCCACGUGGGAAUAAAAAUGGUGGCCAUUUUAGAUUACAUUGAUCUAUUAGUCAACUAUUCAAGUAACUAACUAGUUAGGGCUGUAGCCAUAGUCUUGACAUAAACCUCAAAGAAAAAAGCAACUUAAGUUAAAUUGGAUACAGUGUUUGAAAUUUCAGCCUCAGAUUUGCAUGUUAAAGUCUCCUUUUACCAAGCUCGUUUGCUCGCACGGCUUUGCCUUUUGUUCAGUAGCUCUCAGGAACAGAAUAAUCCAGUUCUGUUAAAGUAUUUGGAAAGGACUAUAGUGAAAUAGUUCCAUGCCAUUGUUUGUUCUCCCCUCGACCUGAGGACCUCCCUGCCCCCACCUUUUAAUGGAUUUUCCCUUCUUACAGGUGUCUCCUCUCCCUGCUCCACAAAUCUUGCUAUUUGUUUUUUUAACCCCCUUGGCCUCUGCUUUACCGAUUUGUCACUUCCAUGUCGAUGUUAGAAUGCUUGAGUGCUUGCUCGGCGAGAACACCCAUGCUGGCACCCAGAGGAACCUUAAAUACCCCCAACUGUCUCAACCUAAACAAGCACAAAUUUAAAUGUGUCAGCGCUGCACAGGAGCCAAUCGAAGGAAGUGAUUUAAUGUAUAAGGGACAAUACCAGGAAGUGACAUUGGCUGAAUAUAAUUGAAACUGAUUAAUCAUAAGUCAAUUGCAAAUGAACAGUCUAAGAUUUCCUAGAGGCCCUAUUACAUUUCAAACAUUCUUCCAUCAGUCACAAUGGUUGAUGGACAUUCAAUUUUGUUUCUAAACAGAUGUCAUUCUUGCAUGGGAUCCAAACGGAAUAUUUCAAAGUAUGCAAGACAAAUCAACGUCAAGACAUCCAGGAACCAGAUUUAAACUGGUUUGAAAUAAACCGCUCUCUCUCAUCCAUUCACCAGAGAAGAAUCUGGUUGUUAGGCCUCUGCUUCACACAAGAUCAUGCUUUAACCGCUCGAAUGAACUAAGAUGUCUGUCCAACUACCUUUUUUUUCUUCCACUCCUGGUCUAAAUGUAACAUGCAUGUCUUGCAUGUUGGUUUGCAUGCCGUCUCUGUUCAACUUCAAAAAUGCUCCAGAAUAGCAAUUGAUGCAGGUUUUGAGUGUUACAAAAAGAAAACUAACUUCUUGGUCAAAUGCUUAAUAUUUGUAGCACGGUCACCAACGUGAGGCAAUUGCCUACAUUACUUUGAUAUUUCAUACUGGGUAAAUCUGAUAUCCAACCCAUUUGCAGAUUAGUUUGACUCAUAACGCUGAUUAUAUGCUCAUACUGACCUUGAAUACUGUACAUUGCUUAUUAAAUAAAUACUCAUCAAAAUCA